UUCUGAGCCAUUGGCGGCUGCUUAAGUGUUAUCAUACCCAUUUAGCCAUUGUUAACUAGAUUUCAAAAUUUCAGUUAGCCUCUGCGCUUAUUUUCCCUGCCCAGCAGAGUUGUGUGGGUUUUGUUUAUUUGUGUGCAGGAAAUGGCUCCUCAGGUUCCAGUCGAAUUUGUUGGAGAGAAGGCAGAAACGAUCCCCAAUUAUGCGUAUGUGACGUUUCUGGCAGGGAAUGGAGAUCAUGUUAAAGGAGUGAUUGGGCUGGUGAAGGGCCUGCGCAAAGUGGGCAGCGCUUAUAAUUUCGUUGUGGCGGUUCUGCCAGAUGUCCCACCUGAGCAUUGGAAAUUACUGAGUAAUCAGGGGUGUAUUGUGAUAGAGAUAAAAUGCAUUUCUCCUCCGGAGAAUCAAGUUCAGUUCGCUAUGGCCCAUAAUGUCACGGAUUAUUCCAAACUUGGGAUAUGGGAGCUUGAAGAAUACAGCAAGAUGAUCUAUCUGGAUGUCGAUAUACAAGUGUAUGAUAAUAUUGAUCACCUUUUUCAUCUUGCGAACGGCCAUUUCUAUGCUGUUCCGAAUUGCUUCUGUGAAGAGACACGGAGUCAUACUCCUCAGUAUGCGAUUGGCUACUGCCCUGAGAAGAUCCAGUGGCCUUUUGAAUUAGGGCAUCCACCUGCUCUGUAUUUCAAUACCGGCAUGUUCGUGUUUGAGCCCAGUAAAUUGACCUACAAAACCCUGCUAAACACCCUGGAAAACACCCCUCAUACGCCUUCUCCAGAGCAGGUUUUCUUGAACAUGUUUUUCCAGAAGGUGUACAGACCUCUUCCCCUGCUUUAUAACCUAGCCUUGCCUAUGCUAUGGCGCCAUCCAGAAAAUGUGGAGCUUGAUAAAGUUAAAGUCGUGCAAUAUUGCGCAGAUGGAUCGAAGCCAUGGAGGUACAAAGGGAAAAAGGAGAAUAUGGAGAGGGAAGAUGUAAAGAUGCUGGUCAAAAAGUGGUGGGAGAUUUACAACGACCCAACUCUGGACUUCAAAUGGACAGACUAAAAACCGGAUGCUCAAACUGUCUGGUUUGCAACAAAUGACAGAAAACUCGUUGUCAGCUGUCGUUGCCCCUAUGGACACUAUUUCUACACUUACAGUCCAUUAUGUCCAUCAGAUUUGUAACUCACUCGAGAAUAGAUAUAAAUAAUUAAUAACUAGCACUUGCAGUCAUAGGAGGUGGGCUGCAUCUAUUCUGGCUCCAAAACAGAUCUUUCGUACAGCGUGUUAACGACAAGUUAGUCAAUCGCAGUCGUUAAUUGUAAAAUCGACAGUGUAAAACAUGUGACUAACACGCGUGUUAGUCAAUUCGUACUGUCGUAGUGUUCACU
Cryptomeria japonica (Japanese cedar) is the source of this 1358-nucleotide messenger RNA. RefSeq names its product galactinol synthase 4-like. Lineage: Eukaryota; Viridiplantae; Streptophyta; Pinopsida; Cupressales; Cupressaceae. Gene Ontology annotation, molecular function: glycosyltransferase activity. Bases 142 to 1032 code for a protein of 296 amino acids. The record is from RefSeq and is a predicted model, not a curated record. The transcript has 3 exons.